Messenger RNA from Salvia hispanica, 932 nucleotides. RefSeq names its product chlorophyll a-b binding protein 37, chloroplastic. Gene Ontology annotation, biological process: photosynthesis, light harvesting. The record is from RefSeq and is a predicted model, not a curated record. Gene Ontology annotation, cellular component: membrane. NCBI's taxonomy places the organism in Eukaryota, Viridiplantae, Streptophyta, Magnoliopsida, Lamiales, Lamiaceae.
AAUACCUUCUCCAUCACAAGUUCACAACAACCAAGUAAGUUGAAAAGCAGAGGCAAAAAUGGCAACUUCAGCAAUCCAACAAUCUGCUUUUGCCGGUCAGGCAGCCCUCAAGCCACAGAAUGAGCUUGCCCGCAAGGUCGGCAACGUCGGCGGCGGCCGCUUCACCAUGAGGCGUACCGUCAGGAGCGCCCCCCAAAGUAUCUGGUACGGACCGGACAGGCCCAAAUACUUGGGCCCAUUCUCGGAGCAGACCCCAUCGUACCUCACUGGGGAAUUCCCCGGUGACUACGGGUGGGACACUGCAGGGCUCUCGGCCGAUCCCGAGACCUUUGCUAGGAACCGGGAGCUAGAAGUGAUCCACUCGCGCUGGGCCAUGCUUGGCGCAUUGGGCUGCGUCUUCCCCGAACUUCUCUCCAAGAAUGGAGUUACGUUCGGAGAGGCAGUCUGGUUCAAGGCCGGGUCCCAAAUCUUCUCCGAGGGCGGGCUUGACUACUUGGGCAACCCUAACUUGAUCCACGCACAGAGCAUCCUGGCUAUCUGGGCCAGCCAGGUCGUCCUUAUGGGCUUAAUCGAGGGAUACAGAGUCGGAGGAGGCCCACUCGGAGAAGGCCUCGACAAGGUCUACCCCGGUGGGGCCUUCGACCCAUUGGGCCUAGCCGAUGACCCAGAGGCAUUUGCUGAACUAAAGGUGAAGGAGCUCAAGAAUGGAAGAUUGGCCAUGUUUUCCAUGUUCGGAUUCUUUGUUCAAGCCAUUGUGACCGGAAAAGGCCCAAUUGAGAACCUCUAUGAUCAUUUGGCUGAUCCAGUUGCCAACAAUGCUUGGGCCUUUGCCACUAACUUUGUCCCUGGCAAAUGAGCACACUUGUGUUGUAAACUAUGGAGCAUGUGUUGUACCUUUAAUCUAAUGAGUGAAUAUGUUUUGUGCUCUUAAA